GUAACAGUUGAGAAUAUGUCCGUCGAUAUAUCGCUCUUUGCGCUUAUUGUUUUGUGUGCGGGAGCCGGCGCCUUUCCUCAAGGUGCCACUGCCGAAACGUGCGAAUCCAUGAUUCCUCGACACGUUACGACGAAACCUUCAAAAAAUUCAAAUUCUCCUUAUACGUUUGUAGCCUCUUCUAAUCAUUAUAACGAAACGUCGAAAAAAAUAAUUGUCGAUUUAGGAGGCGCUCCGUUUAAAGGUUUUCUCAUAGCAGCGAUCGAUCCCGUUACAAACGAGAGAAUCGGAACUUGGUUAAAAAGCCAAGGAAUGGAUACAUUACCGUGUUCCGCCGUAACUCACACUAACGCUAGACCUAAAAUUUCGGCUACUCUAAUAUGGACCCCGCCAUCUAACAAAAAAAUAGGGGAAGUCAUUUUCUUAGGAACGAUAGUGAGAUCAUUCGAUACUUAUUAUAGUAAUCUUUUAGCCGCAAUACCUGCGGAUGGAUUUUAUUUGCCGAGAUUUAAACAUACAAAAAGAAAUAAUACAGUUUUUCAAGAUACAUCUUCACAGGCAGAAGAUAAGUUAAGAUAUCAUUCUGUGUAA
This is a messenger RNA of Centruroides sculpturatus (bark scorpion), 588 nucleotides long. RefSeq names its product putative defense protein 3. The coding region runs from base 16 to 588 and encodes 190 amino acids. The transcript is spliced from 5 exons. The record is from RefSeq and is a predicted model, not a curated record. Gene Ontology annotation, molecular function: oxidoreductase activity, acting on metal ions. NCBI's taxonomy places the organism in Eukaryota, Metazoa, Arthropoda, Arachnida, Scorpiones, Buthidae.